CUCGACCUCCGCGUUUGCGCUCUUAGCGCAGUGUUUUUGGGGUUGCUCUUCCCUUGUCUGAAAACCAGCCCUGAGUUUAGCAAGCGAAAAGGCUGCUCGGAUGAGCAGCUUUUUGCACACAACCAAACCUCCCAUGCCCGAUGCAUUUUUGUGAGUAAGCCGGGAACCGGAGAUGCCCCACAGUCUGCUGCAUCCCCAUUGCUGGGCUGAGCAAAAACAUGUUCUUUUGGUCCCAUUUUAUUGCAUUGCUUGGUUUCGGGCGGCCACCCGGGGUGGUGGCACCUGUGUGGCCACCAGAAAAUCCAGCCGGGCUCGUGGGUCCGCAUCCCGCACUGCCGUCACCGGCGGCCGCUCGCCGGGCUCCUUCCUCCCGCGGUUUUGCAUCACGCCGCGCUCCCAGCUUCCAGCCCCACUGCAUGUCUCAGCCGUGACAAGGUGGGGGUCAGGCUGGCUUUGCUCAAUUGGCAGCAAGGGGAGGAACGAGCAAGCAUGGACUUCAUGCAAUAGGGCUGCGUCUGCCCGGCCGUCGCGCCCCGCGGGCCGUGAGCCUCGGCCCUCCUCCGGGAGGAAACUCGCAGGGUGCCCGAUAAGCAGCGCAAAGCUAACAAAACCGGGAAAAUCCCUCCCUCGAGAUAAACCCGGCUGGUGAAACAGCCCUGUGCAGUACCAGUUCUCGAGUCCCCGAGGUGGGGCCGUGCCACGGCGCCCGCUCCCAGCCGGGCGGCAGCUCCUGCCGCGGAGGCUCCCGCAGUGCAGACCGGUGUCGGCGCUGACGGCGAGGCGGGGAAGGGAGCACCGCGGUCUCCGGAGCGGAGCCAUGGCCAAGGAGGCGAGCGGCGGCCGCACCACCGCCUCGCCGCUCUCCCGCAGCCCCGCGACGCAGCCCGGCCUCGCCGGCGGCUUGCUGGGCAGCAUCCCGCUACCCAAAUGGGCACUCAUUGCUGUGACCGUCGCUGUGGCCGUUCUCCUCCUCCUCUUCCUCGUCUGCAUCAUCAAGUGCUGCUGCGGCAAGAAGAAGCCCAAGAAGAAGGAGAAAGUCAACCUGCUUUCCUUCAGCGGCCCCACCGCAGCCAGCCUUGUGCAGCCCGGAAUGGAAGGCCUGGAGUGCAGCCCCGAGGACAAGAGCCGCGGGAAGCUGCAGUAUUCCCUGGAGUACAACCUCCGCGCGCAGCAGGUGAAAGUCGGUGUGCAGCAGGCAGCCGACCUGCAGGCCAUGGACAGCGGGGGGACGUCUGAUCCAUACGUUAUUGUGUACCUAACAUCCGAUGUGAAGAAGAAGUACGAGACCAAGGUUUACCGCAAGACCCUGAACCCUGUCUUCAAUGAGAGCUUCACUUUCCAGGUGCCCCAGGCAGAGGUGCCCGAAUCCACGCUGGUGAUGCAGGUCUAUGACUUCAACCGCUUUGCCAAGCACGACAUCAUUGGGGAGGUCCGCCUGCCCCUGGCCAGUGUCAACCUGCAGCGUGUCAUCGAGCAGUGGAGCGACCUCGCGGCCGCCAGCGAAGUGGAGCAAGAGCAGCUUGGCGAGGUCUGCUUCUCCCUCCGCUACGUCCCCAGCACCGGCAAGCUGACUGUGGUGAUCCUCGAAGCCAAGAAGCUUAAGAGGAUGGACUCCCACGGGCUCUCAGAUCCUUUUGUCAAGGUGCAUCUCAUCCUGAACAGGAAGAAGUGGAAGAAGAAGACGACAAGUGUGAAGAAAAACACCUUAAGCCCUUACUUCAAUGAGGCGUUUGUUUUUGAGGUGCCUUUCAGUCAGAUUCAGAACGUGGACUUGGUCAUCUCCGUUUGGGACCACGACAAGGUGACCAAGAACGAGCAGAUCGGCAAACUCUUCCUGGGCUGCCGAGCCACAGGCAACCAGCUCCGGCACUGGUCCGACAUGCUGUCCAGCCCCCGGCGACCCGUCGCCCAGUGGCACAGCCUGCAAGCCGUGGACGUGGUCGACAAGGCCCUGGGGCUGAAAACCCACCUCAAGCUGCCGCUGCCCGCCAGAUAGGGGGGCUCCUGUGUCUCCCUCAGCUCGCCCUCGCGGGACGCGGGAGUGACCACGGGCCAGGCUGGGCGGACCUGGGGGCUCUUUGCAGCCAAGGCUGAGGAGCAAGCUGGUCGCUAGUGCCCAGCGUAGCACCACGAACCAGCACGGCACAGCUCUGUGGAGCAGGGCAGAGGACGCUGGAGGGGACGGCAUGGGCACGGCAACCAGCUCGUCGCAUCCGCUGGCGGGUGGAGGGGAGAUAUGCCCAGAGCUUCGAGCUCCUGUGGUAGCAGUGAGUCUGUCAAUAUUUUUGAAGUAGAGGACUGAUGUGCUAGCACCUCGGAGUGGGUAUUUAUUUCGCUUGUGAACAACCGGGCAAGGGUUGAGCUCUUGGCUGCUUCCUAACUGUGUCCUGGGGAGGUGGAAGGAGGGAAGACUUUCAAACAAGGCAAAGAUCUUGAAGCAGUAGGUCAGGGAAGGAUCCUAAGAGGUGUGGGCUUCAAACAUGGAGAGAUAGAGGAUGGGCUGGUGAGGAAGGUGGCUGCUCUGAGGGCUGGGCUGCCUCCUUGCAUUUCUUCCGGGCAGGCUGUGCAUCCCCUGGAGGCUCCUUGUACCCGCUGUCCCCUCCGCGGUGCCUUGGGGUAGGGGUGUGUAAGUAAACGUCCCUCGUGGUGUGCUUGAGAGAGGCCGACCUCCCGCCUGUCCCCGCAGCGCUGCGGUUUGGGUGGCUCGGGGGCAGCUCCUCUGACCCUCUGCAGGAGGAAACCCGGCUGACUCCAGCUCAGCGUCCUCCAGGGCUCCGCGGGGCCGGCGUGGGGGACGUGCCCCAGCAGCGCCCUGAAUGUGCGUUUCAAGGGGAUGUUUAGGAGGGGGAUUGCUCUCAAGCGAGUUUUUGCUUUAACCGAGGAGGCAAAAGAGGAGCGAAGCCAGGUUUGCUCCGUUGUGCCUUGACACCCAUGCCUGCCUUUGCAUCCUCGCUCCCACUGCAGGAACAGCAAGGGAAAGGGAAAGGAGGGAAUUGCCCUUUCUCUAAAAUACUCCAGCAAGACUCCAGUCUCCUGGCCUUGUGCUACAAAGCAGCCGUAGCGUAUGGCAGAUUUGGCCUCAUAUUGCAUUCGGGCCCAAAAGCCAAAAGGAACAUUAUUUGCCCCAGCACUAUCGGGCGCGAUAGCAUCCUGCGGGCAUCGCGUAGGGAGCUGCAGAAGCAACGCCAGUAGCUAUCGUCCGGCCUCCGGGGCCGGGGAGAGCCGGACCUGUUAGUGAAGACCACUAAUAUUGGAGAGCAGUUAAUCUUCAGUUAUCUGCAGUUCCUCUGAAUGCCUGCUGGAGAGUUAAGCAAAUACUGUGAAGCUGAGGAAGGCUGUGAAAACUCUCGGUAGAGAUUAAUAACCUGAGCUUAACUUUAAAAAAAAAAAAAAAAAAAAA
Messenger RNA from Dromaius novaehollandiae (emu), 3400 nucleotides. It is a transcript of the gene SYT8, whose product is annotated as synaptotagmin 8. Gene Ontology annotation, molecular function: calcium ion binding; calcium-dependent phospholipid binding; syntaxin binding. Gene Ontology annotation, cellular component: axon; dense core granule; synaptic vesicle membrane. The record is from RefSeq and is a predicted model, not a curated record. Gene Ontology annotation, biological process: synaptic vesicle endocytosis; cellular response to calcium ion; regulation of calcium ion-dependent exocytosis. Bases 818 to 1996 code for a protein of 392 amino acids. Lineage: Eukaryota; Metazoa; Chordata; Aves; Casuariiformes; Dromaiidae. The transcript is spliced from 9 exons.